Messenger RNA from Dipodomys spectabilis (banner-tailed kangaroo rat), 4431 nucleotides. Its product is annotated as spermatogenesis-associated protein 31A6-like. Gene Ontology annotation, molecular function: cysteine-type peptidase activity. Gene Ontology annotation, biological process: proteolysis. The record is from RefSeq and is a predicted model, not a curated record. NCBI's taxonomy places the organism in Eukaryota, Metazoa, Chordata, Mammalia, Rodentia, Heteromyidae.
AUGGGGAAUUCCCUAGGAAUCGAAUGGCCAUUAACUUUAACUCGUCAUCUAAACCGAUUAAUUCAUCAUCUCAACCGUUCGUCUGAACAAGUUUUUAAGCUGGAAACAACUAUAGACAAAGAAGAGUGUAUGAUCUGCUUGGAAGACCUUGUCUUUGGGGACAUUGUCCGACAGUUGCCAUGCCAGCAUGUCUUUCAUUCAGAAUGCAUAGAAAAGUGGCUAGUGAUAUCCCGCACCUGCCCCUGCUGCAGGAGAAAACCAGGCUUUUGUGAUGUAGGCCUUCAUUUACUAUAUAUUGCCAAAGAAACUCCCAGAGCUCAGUUGCUCAAGAGCAAUAGUGCGAUUCAGAUGAUGGAGAAUCUUCUCUUAUCACUGAAAAGCGUUGCUAUACCAUGGCUGAGCCCUGAACUCGCCACCUUUGCAAUGGAUAUGAUCCUUGCCAUUGUGGGUGGCGUGGGGCUCUACCUCCUGCUACUGCUACUCCCCUGCUUCAAGGAAAAUCCAUCCUCACCAACACCUGAGAGAAAGAACAAACUGAUGAAGUAUCCUGUGGAGAAAAGAGGCCAGAUCAAGUGCAAGAAGAAACGUGCUGCUCUGAAAGGGAAUGGAAUUGUCUUGGGGUUGAGAGAGACUUCAGGUUGGCCUGGGAUGUGGCUGAAGCCACAGGAUGUAGAAAACGCCCUAGGGAAACUCGAUGACACUGGAAGCUUUCAGCGUUUCUUAAAAGGAGAUGCCUUAGGUGAAGUUUUCAACUCAGAAUCUGCUACAGCCCUCCCGUCAGCGAGGGACUCUGAGGAGGACACUUUCUCCAGCACUGUGUCCCUGAAGGCUUCCCCAUCUCCUUCACCCCAGGGCUUGCAGCCUCUGGCCUCUACCUUGUCACCAGUCCACACGGGUUCCUCAGUUUCUGUUGAGUCACACUCAUCCCAGAGUGUGUCUCAGCCUCCGGAGCCGUCGAUUGCUCUAGGAGAAGGAUCUUUUCCCUGUUCUCAUUUUCCUCCACCUGUGGCCUGCACUCCACCCAGGCACGACUCACACUUGGGUCUUCCCCCAUGUGACAUCAGGGAAGUCCCACCAGAAACCACCCCACAGAGCUCUCCAACCAACAGCUCUCGGGUGCCUUCUCCUAUCCCAGCCCUCAACUCUGAUCUCCUGGAUUUUCCAGACAGAGUGAAUAGUAAGAGAGCAAAGCUGAAAUCAGCUUGUCAGGAAAAAGAACACCCUCUGGAUUCUCGGGGGAACAUGAUGAAGUCACUAGGCAGUGCACAAGACACUGCCAUCCCUCAGCCCCUCUGGAACACCGAGGGAAAACCACAGCAGCUUCCUGAUUCUCAGGAGCUGUUUUUCCCCAUGGUCUUGCAGAAAUGCUGCCAACUGUUCUGGGGCCUUCCCUUCCUGCACAGCGAGUCCCUGGUGGCUCCUGUCCAAAUGUCUAGUCAUCCACUAGACUUACCCUUUGUUUUAUUCAAUAGUUUCUUGCACUUAGUGCCGGUACAAGUCCAAGCUAAAGUACUUCCACCGUACUUUCUACAGCAGCCCUUACUGCACCAUUUGGUCAAAUCACAACCCUUCACUCCAACCGUAUCCUGGCCUCAGCCUUCCGCAGUGGCUGAGAUCCAGGCCUAUGCCCAUGGCAUGUUCUCUACACCAAACUUAUCCUGUCCAUCACCUCCAGUGAGGUCCUGUACUAUCCCACCUGUUAUUCAACAGCUAGAACAUCAUCUCGAGAAGAAACACCUGGAAUGUCGUAGAAUUUUAUCUUCUGUGGUUGAAGAGUCUCACAAAACCUUUAGUCAAGAUCAGGGCCCCUGUAACCAGAGAGGCUUUAGCAACCAAUCCAGUGAUUUGAUAAGCCUUGAGAUAAGGAAAAAGCUGGAACAUCACUUCCAACAGAGAGUCCUACAGCACCUAUGUAAAACAAAUGACAAGAUCCAGCUGUCCCCUAAGAAUUUCACAGGGACAGGGCAGACAGACCACAAAUAUGAGUCUUUACAGAACUCUACAUCCAUAGAUUAUUGCUACCGCAAUAUUCAGAAAACAACCUCAGAAUGCCCAGUAUCCCAGGGAUGGGAGAACUCUAGAAAUGAUCGUCAACACUCUGUGAGCAGAGUAGUGAGAGCUCUAGACAGGGAUGCAGAAAGCUGCUCAGUGGAUUUUAUAAAGGCCAAAACACAGAGCAAAAUAGAAAGUGACUUGAUGAGACCAAGUAGUGACUCAGGAUAUUUUUCCCCAACUCAUUCAAAUAAGAACUGUCUAGGAGCAACCUCAAUAGCCCAUCUCAUCACUAAAUGGGAGCAGAUCAGCAGGGACAAGGUCCCUAUGCAUGUUAAUCAUUCCCGGGGCAUGAAAGGUCAUGCCUUGGCCCCCCUUGAAAACUCCAACUCUAGCAAGAACACUGGCAGAGAACUUCCCUUGGAGAAUAGGGAAACCUGCAAGAGCUCCUCCCAGGAGGUUUCUCACAUUGAUGCUGCCACUCGACAGCUGCUAGAUGUGCAUAUCAAGAAACUUUGGGUAAAGCACCAGUGGGGCUUGUGCCUAAAGGUUCUCAAACCUAUAAAAUUCCUUACUCUGAAAAAGGCUCCCCGUGUACCAACUUCACAGGGAGCUUCACCCUACAUGGCCUGUAGUAACAUCAAGGCCUAUCAUACAGUGAAGGAGGGUGCAUGCCAGAGAGAAGCCCUUCCCAAAGAAAAGAGCAAAAAGAGAGAAAAAAGUGAAGGCCAUGCCUUACAACCUUCUCAACCACUUUCACCACCUGAAACCCCAAGGGGAAUACAGUAUAAUCAUAUCCGUGGUCCCUUGGACGCGUCUCCUACUGGAGAGGAAGGUAGACUGCUUUCUGAGACUCAAUCUUGUAUCCUAGUAGGACGAAACUGGCACCAUAACAUUGUGCCAGGAUCAGAGGAAAGCAGUUUAGAAUUAACUAAAAGCCCAGAAAUGGGCAUGUUUGCAAAACAUGAGAAAGAAAACCUCUGCCACAGUGUAACCAUCCGAGAGGUCUUUGUUCCACCCAAAUCUGUGUACACAGAUCAUGUCAGGGAAAUGGCAGAGGAUGAAGAGGAACAGCCCACUAUCGAUUUCAAUAACUUGAACCUCAGAAAUUUAGAACUGAGGACCACUGAAACACCAUUACCCUCCAGAAUUUCAAUUUCCAACUACCCACUUGAUUCAUGCCUUAAAGAUCACCCAGGGUCAUCCAGUACAAGCGAAAGCACCCCUUUUGAUGAUAUCCUGCAGGACUGCAAUGCUGACCCAUUCCUGCAAGGUGGUGCCCCCGAGAUGCUGAUUGCUGACGACAUGUUUGCUUCUCAGAGCUCUCUAACUAGCUCAGAGAACCUUUCUGGAAGCAGCACAUCCACUUUCUAUGAGCGACGCUCUCCCUUGCCAAAAGGAGAGCAAAUCACAAAGCAAGAACCUAAGACAUCUAAACUCCAGCAGCCAUGGUACAGCAAAAUGUUUCAUGGGCAUAAUGAGACACAGAGCUGUGAGAGGCUCAAAGCUCCAACACAGAAGGCAAAGCCAGCAGGAAUGAGGCCCUCACAAGGCUGGAAGCUGAACUCUCCUGCCCAGGUCAGGAAAAUAAGAACUGUGAAGAACUCCAGCCUACCUGUGUCAGAGAAAGCACAGCAUCCCCCAGAGAGUGAGUUCGGAAACCGAAUAAAGAAGUUUUUAAUGUAUAUUUUUCUUACAAAAGAGAGCCAGGCAGACUUAUUGCCAAAUUCAAAAAUCCAGUCAGCCAAUAGCAAAAACCAAGACUUAACGACAAGCAGAAUCCAAGACAGUGGAGGGCCUGAAGCCCAGACACUCAAGAAUACCAUUGGAAAAAUCCUAGAAGAAGAAAUUCAUCUUGGGCAUUCUGCCUACAACAAAACUUUCCACAAAGAAUUUCAAGCCCUCACAGAUAGACAUUCCCACUCCCACAUGGCUCCUCCUUACCAAGAAGGCGGCCAAAUGAAGACCAGCAGGUUUCCACAAAAUGAGAGACAAAAUUGUGAUACUUGUUUUGUGGGGAUGGCUGAUUUCACCCAACAUGAACAUGUCCAGGUCUAUGCAUUUUUUAAUGAAGAGGGACAGAGGACAGCACUAUGGGAGGCAGACAUGAAAAUAAUUGAAUUUCACAAUACAGAAUACAGCCAAGGGAAAUGUGGCUUCACCUUGUCGAUGAAUGCCUUGGGAUUCAUGACCACCAAGGAAUUCAAACAGGAAAGGUGUAGUUCUUGUUGGGCUUUUAACACAAUUGGUACACCAGAAGGACAAAAGUUCCAGAAAACUGCUGAUUCCCCCAAUGAGAAGAACCUGUUGAACUGUUCUGGUCCUCAACACAUGGGCUGCAGGAGUGGCCAAAUAGAUAUUUCUUUCCAAUAUGUCAAGGAAAAUGGAGGCAUGAUUCAGAGGACCUCUACCCAUAGGACAAUCCUACCCACAGGGUAA